AUGGUUUACUCCAAUUAUCCUAUGUUGAACGGUCCUAGCGAUAGACCAGUUUUUGCCAUCAUCGGUGGCGGUAUUGCUGGUAGUGUUCAAGCGAUUCAUCUCGCAGAACGAUACCCCUGGCUAGAUAUUUACAUUUUCGACAAGAACAAGAAAAUUCUAACAGGAACCAGCAAUAUGAACCCUGGCCGGCCAACGUUCGGGUUUCAUUAUCGCUGUUUAAACACCGCUACCUUCUGUCAGGAUAAUACUGUCAAAUUCACCAAUUUUCUCGACCGCAUUGGAUGCCCGAAUAUUUUCGCUAAGGCACCGCAAGGCGGAAUAUAUGUGCUCAUGAAGGGAGCUGCGCAGAUCCUCAAUGGCUCUAUUAACCCGGUGUUUAGCCCGGAUGAGAUAGAGCCUGUCUUUGAACAAAUAAAGGAGCACGCUAUCAAGAACUACUCGAAUGACAAUAAUUUUAAGAAGCAUUUUGGUUCUCCAGACCAGAUAUGCCGAAAACUCGAAGAAACCGAAUACAGAAGCUUCCUCGCCCAAGGGCUACUUGAAGGAGUAGGAGCCUGCUAUGAAACCGCCGAGAAAACCUUCGAUACUGUCGGUAUAUGUUCCUUCUUGCGUGAAUACAUCAAGGGGAUCAAGAAUAUCAAGAUUCAAACCGAAGCUAAGGUCACUUGCCUGGAGGAAAUUCAUCAGUCAAAGGCCGCUCGUUACCGCAUCACUUGGAACGAUGCCCGUACCAACAAGUCCCGAUCUGAAGUUGCACAGUUUGUUACCUUAGCAUGCUGGGAGCGUGUAGGGCUCUUUCGGAAGCAGCUCGGUAAACCGGAGUGCCACCCUACAUAUAACCGGCUCAAGAUGCUGGCUAUUCUUGAAACUGAAGUCGCAGCCGACUGUGUUAAUACGAUUCGUCCCAUUUUUGCCGCAUCCGGCCCUUUCAGCAUGAUAUCACCACAGUCAUGCAUCGAAAAGCCUGACGGUAGCAUUAUCUGCAGACUCGCUUGCACAUUGGCAAUUAGAACCAAUGUCAUGAAUGUUCCGGAUGAUAGAGUACUGCCUACAGACUAUGACAACAUGCUUGAGGGUACUAUUGACGCUGAAGAGAAAAUGAAGAUGGCAGCACCGAUCCUUGAAGGUGCAAAGCAAUUCUUCUCCUGCCUAAGUAAUGCCAGAUUGGCGGAGGUUCGCUUUGGCACCGUCAGAGUCCCGUUCGGUGCAAGUGGGAAUGUGGAUUUGCACGAUCCAGCAAGUGAGCAUCACGCCAGGGACUACCCUGGGUGUAGCAAUCUUGGCGAUGGGUUAUUUGUAAACGAGGCAAUGAAGAUGAUUUACAGCGUGUAUAAUGCUGAGACGAUGUUGGAUUGGGCACACGCUGAACUCUAUGGAAUGAAUCCUAAAUUGACUCACGCCCCGGAGGCUAAGGCGGCUACAAAGGGGCCCUGGCUAGUAUCAAUAACUCUACUCAUUCCUUAA
Molecule: messenger RNA, 1464 nt
Organism: Orbilia oligospora ATCC 24927
Lineage: Eukaryota; Fungi; Ascomycota; Orbiliomycetes; Orbiliales; Orbiliaceae
Exons: 1
Coding region: 1-1464 (487 amino acids)
Source: RefSeq, a predicted model, not a curated record